AUGUUUUGGCAAAAUCACGUCAAAGGCAAGAUUUUUAACCAUCCUCAGAUCGUAUUUACCAUUAUUCUAACGAUAUGGGUGAUUGGAUCAUUAUCUUAUUUUGUCUGGAUUGUCUACGACCUUUUCUCGCAGGAUAAAUGGAGCGGAUUUCGAUUCUCGGAUUAUCCGAACAUAGCUACACAAAUAUGGCAGGUUCCACUUGGAUUUUUGGGGAUAAGGGUCAUUCAAACUCAAAAACCUUCCUACAUGCAGUUGUUUUUGAUCGUCAUGUUAACCGCUCAGAUAUUCUCUUUCAUAUAUACGAUGCUGAAUUAUGCGAAGCAGAUUCGAGAAAUCAACCAACGGGCAGAAAUCAAGCACCAUUUUUACGGGGAACCCCUGAAGAAGUUUCCCAAAAAAGUCGUCGCAUCGUAUUACCGUUACAUAAGGGACCGCCAACUCGCCAAGGAAUCGUUCGAUGCCCCAGUCGUUCUUACUGCUCCACUUGAAGAACAAAAUCUGCCACUAAACAAA
Molecule: messenger RNA, 513 nt
Organism: Mesorhabditis spiculigera
Lineage: Eukaryota; Metazoa; Nematoda; Chromadorea; Rhabditida; Rhabditidae
Source: the annotation of a GenBank genome assembly